Molecule: messenger RNA, 322 nt
Organism: Staurois parvus
Lineage: Eukaryota; Metazoa; Chordata; Amphibia; Anura; Ranidae
Source: the annotation of a GenBank genome assembly
AUGUAUGUGAAAUGGUUUGAUACAGUAAUGUUAUACUAUGUGAUUUUAGUGUAUUUAGUGAAUGUCACUUUUUGUCAUUUUCAUAUUUCCCGCCGUUCCGUCCCCCUUACGUCCCAACGCUCGCAGGGGACGGAACCCAGAAGACAGAUGCCGGCAUCCGCCGGAGGACAUUACAGGGACACUGCAGGAGGGACAUCGCGGAAGCGCAGGACAAGGUAAGAGAAGAACAGAUCCUGGAGCAGCACCACAUGGUAUUCCCGAGUGUAGCUCGGGGUUACCGCUUGUGCUACACUCGGGAAUACCGCCAGGGAGGUUAAAGUAA